Messenger RNA from Guillardia theta CCMP2712, 690 nucleotides. RefSeq lists its product as hypothetical. The transcript is spliced from 14 exons. Bases 1 to 690 code for a protein of 229 amino acids. NCBI's taxonomy places the organism in Eukaryota, Cryptophyceae, Pyrenomonadales, Geminigeraceae. The record is from RefSeq and is a predicted model, not a curated record.
AUGGCGGACGCUAGGGAAGCGCGCAGGGCGAAGAUCCUGGAAGAGGAUGGGAUGAAGCAGCUGGGGGAUGGAUCGGAAAACAAACUCAAAGUGGAGCUGGAUCCGAUGGCAAAUGACCCGUCCGAUGACAUCGUAGCCAGAAUGAACAAUGAUGAGAUUGUUGCAUCCCUCUUGCAGAAGGAGGCUAAGAAUUCUAUCAAGAACGACUCGAAAGAACAAGAGAGCGAAGAAGUGAUAGAAGAGGUCUUCACUGCUGGUGCAAGAAAGCGCAUGGAGGAGGAGAAGCAAGAGCAGGAACGAGAGCGAGAGGGGCUCCACAAAUCCUAUCGAAAAUUCCGAUUCGAUCUUACCCAUGGCAAGGUUUUGGUUGUGCUUGUUCGCGCAAUGUUGCUUGUUUGGUAUGGAUACUCCAUGGUUGGAGAAUCAAACAAUGUUCUUCUCAACUUCGUAGUCUCUCAUGUCGCUUUAUUGAUUUUUGUCAACUUCAUCGUCAGUCCAAGUCCUGUUCGGGGGACCGAGUCGCCAGCGACGUACUAUUUGCUUGUUUCGAUGGAAAUAUUCUUGAGGAUUAAGGACGUAAUCAUUGCGCUCGUGCAAGACUGCAGCCUGCUCAUAUGCGUAGUGGUGCUAGUGGCUGGGAUGCAAGGGCAGACAGCCACACAUGCAUACAAGACACACAUAGAGCUUUGA